This is a messenger RNA of Phalacrocorax carbo (great cormorant), 1524 nucleotides long. Lineage: Eukaryota; Metazoa; Chordata; Aves; Suliformes; Phalacrocoracidae. The record is from RefSeq and is a predicted model, not a curated record.
CACACGCCCCUCUCCUCAGGGCGAGCGGGCCCCGCAGCGCCCACCCGCGGCGAGGCGACGGGCGGGGGGGAUGCCCGGCUCCUCUCCCGCCGCCAGCCCCGCCGAACCUGCCCCGUUCUACCUGCCCCGUCCUCCCGGGCAGCGGAGGAGCGCAGUCCGAGGCGCGGUACCGCCGCGGUCCCCGGCAGGAAGCCAUCCCCCCCCCCCUCCACUACCGGCGCGAAUAGAAUAGCCCAGCCGGCCUCUUCUCCCCGGACACCCCCGCGGGGAAAAUGGACUGGCCCAGUAAUGGCAAAGUAUAAGAAACACCGACGAAAACAGAGAGCCAGAGCAAAAUUUCUACUGGAAAAAAAAGGAGAUGCUGGUAACCCCCAGGGCUCAGGUUGUCCUUCUCCACGGUCAACAGGUGAUCUUCCUCGGAACAUGUUGUCUGUCCCAAGCCAUCUGUCCUCACUCUGGUCAUUAGCCUUGCCCAGUGUAAGAAAUGUGGUAAAACCCUUUACAACAACAGCAUCAUUUUUGUACUGUUGGUGCCAGAACACAGUUGUACAGAGUUUUAAGGUGGUUAAAGACACCAUAUUUCCAUCACAAAUCUACUUAAGGGAGCUAAAUACGUUCAGAGAGCAGCUGGAAAAGUUGGAAACUGAAUUUUCCAGACUACAAGGAAUCCUCCAGAUGAAUGGAAUUGCAGCUUUGUCUCCAGAAAAUCCUCUUUGUCAAAGGUGUAAUAAACCAGUUCUGGGUGCUCCUGUACAAAUGCAGAUGGGCCUGCCACCAUCAGCAUCUGGGUCUUCUGCAACACAGCUGCAGCCUGUAUCUGCACCCCCUCCACCCCCUCCUCCUCCUCCACCACCACCACUGCCGCCACCAAAACUGCCUCCAGCACCUCUCCUCCUCAAACGGGGCAAUGGCUCUAAAGCACUUCUGGCACCGUCACUGAAAAACGAUGGGCCGAUGCAGAUCACUCUCAAAGAUCUACUGAACGUUAAACUGAAGAAGACGAACAGCAACCUGAGAAUGGACAAGGCAGAAUCGCCAGUGAAGACGCGCAGGGCAUUAAUUACAGUCUCGGAUUUACAGAGUGUUAGUCUGAGACCUAAAUCCAAGCCGUCGGCUCACGUUACAAGUUCCUUAAUUACCCCUCCUAAAAAUCAGCUAGAUCUUCGAAAACACCUGAAGAAAGUCAAUAUACAAAGAAGCCCUGGUGGCACUCCACUACACAGUAAAGAAAACAUUGAAUGUGGGUCUGGGUUGACACCAAUCAUGACGCAGGCGCUGCGGCGCAAAUUCCAGAUGGCUCAUCCAAAGAGUCCCUCGCCUGCCCGGUUAACUGCUGCAAACAGCUUUGACGAACAAAAGUAGGUUUAUGGAACAAUGUGUCUUUCGGUUGUGGUCAGGAAGCCACUGUAAUCCCAUUUUUAUCUCACUCAGAUGUAUAUAUUUGUAAGUAAAUCUAAUGCAUAUGAAAACGGGGCAUUACGAAACCCCUUUAGCAGAUUUCUUUUUAAAGGCAGCAUCCUUCUA